Messenger RNA from Uloborus diversus, 3346 nucleotides. RefSeq names its product BLOC-1-related complex subunit 8 homolog. The record is from RefSeq and is a predicted model, not a curated record. NCBI's taxonomy places the organism in Eukaryota, Metazoa, Arthropoda, Arachnida, Araneae, Uloboridae. Gene Ontology annotation, cellular component: BORC complex.
ACUCUUUUCAAAUUCCUCUUGCCCAUUCAGUUGGGACUUCUAACACAACUGGAACUUCAGAUCCUGAACUAGAAAAUAAAGUUAAGAAAGCUUCCGAAAAAAUUUCUGAGAAUUUGCAUAUAUUUGCUAAUGAACCUUCUUUAGCGUGCUACAGGCUACAAGAACAUAUUCACAAAUCUCUUCCUCAAUUAGUAUUAAAAAGGAUAGAAGUUAAUCAAAUGCAUCGCGAACUUCAAGGGAAGUGCUAUGAUUUAGAGUAUUCAAUAAAUGCCAUGAAAUCCAUGCAAAAAAGCCAUGUUCAUUUCCAAAACACCCAACAGUUGAUACUUCAAGCCAUUGCAGCAAAACAGAAGCUAAACAGUGAGGAGGCCAAAAAGACUGACAAAAAAAAGACGAGCAUGUAUCAGAGAUUUUCGGGCUCUUUCGACCUGCCGAGCUCAAUCUUGCCAACUGUUCCAACAGGCCUCAGUUCAUCCGCUUCUGUCAGUGCAGAUCUGAAGUUGUCUCCUGCACAAGCAAUCAAGCCUUCUUCGGCAUCGUCUUCUCCCAGGCGAUCGAGGGCGUCUUCUGUGUCUUCGGUGCCAACAAGGGCAGCGCUCACCAGGCAACAUUCUGCUUCUUGUUCACCCACAAAAAAAGAUCGUGUGUAAGUGCUUGUUCAUUGCUUUAUGUUCGAUGAAUAUUUAGACUGACUAUUAUGACUUGCUAAUUGCAAAUCGUAAAAGCUGAUGGAGUUGAUAAACGCAUCCUUGCCUGCCAUACAUAUGUGAUAGAUUAUUUUAUAUUCACAAAAGUUACUACAUUUUGUAAAAGUAUCUACUCAAUUUCAGUGAGUCAGAUGAGUUUCAACUGAGCUUGUAUAACAACCUAUAAUUUUUAGGUAUUUUUCCAUUAUAGGUACUACACUUAAUUCAUGAUUAUUUUAAUUUUAUUUAUUUGAAUGCUGUUCUUGGUCAGAGUUACAUAACUUCUUGUUUGGUAGUACCAGACAUUAUUUUGUCACUUUAAUCAAAUUUUAAACAAAGCAAGCUAUUAAACAAGAAAAAGAGCUCUUUUAGAAUAAAAAUUAAUCUGCCGUUUAGUUAAAUUAACCCAUUAAUUUAACUAAAUGGUUUCCAAAUCAAAAAAAGCUGAAUAAAAAAUGUGUAAAGGUUCAUCAAAGUUAUUCAUUGACUAAAUGAAACAACUUUGAAAACAUUAUUAAAUUUAUAAAGUAAUCUGGUAAAUAAAUAUAUCAAGUCUCUAAAAUGCAGUAAAAGCUGUUUAAAAUGUUAAGUAUAAGGGGCAAACUUGGUAGCAACGUAAAUCAGAUUUCUAUGUAUUCACUUUGUUAAAAAGUAAACAAGUGGUCACACAAGUGUAGUACCUACAAGAGAAAAGUACAGUAAAGUCCACGUAAUGGAAUAGCCAAUUUUCCUUGGAAAAUUACUGUAAUAAGCAGGAUAUUCCAUUGGGAUUAAAAUAAUCAACGGUUUGGUACAUUGAAAAUUAAGUGGGAUAUUCUUUUAACCGAUAUUAUAAUUAGCGGGCUUGCCUGUACCCAGUUUCAAUUCUUUCUGAGGCUCCUUUUUUAUGAACUUUCUGCUGCAAAUGCUAGCAGUUGUAUGGACAUUGUAAGAUGUAUAUAUAGGUUCUCACUAAUGUAAACAGAUGGAAAAAAUUCUUUUUUUGAACCUUAGUUUUAUGGAAUAAAAUUCAAAUACCUGAAUUUUGAAAGAAUCAGUGGAAACUACAUAUAGAGACCUAAUGGAUUCUAGAAUAUUAAAAGGUAUCGACUCAAAUUCAGAAAUUAUUGUUAUGCUAAGUAUUUUGAUAAUGAUGUAAAUGACAGCUUUUCACAUUGUCUUGUGAUAUUAUCGUGUUUGUCUCACCUUAGCAGUGCUGCAGAAAAUAUUUCUAAUUUAUUUUACUUACAUUUUCUUAUAACAUUUUUUUGUUAUGUUUGACAUUUGAGGUGGUGACAGCACUACAAUUAUCAUGUUUAUUUCUAUUGAUGUCUAAGUUACAAAACCUCAGUUUUGUUGGAAGAAAAAUUAGGCUGCUCUCCUUUGCCAACAACAACAUAGCGAUCAAUGAAAGCUAGUCAAAAUGACUCAUCAUUUUGAUGGUUUCUGCAUUGUCAUUGCAAAGCACAUAAUGCAGCUACAGGCUUCAAGUUUCAGCAACUGCUUUAAAAUGUCCUUAAAAGUUAAAUUUUUUUUUGGAAAAUCAAGUUUGUGUAAAAAUUUAUCAUCAUUUGUUUCCUGUUUGCAUUCGUCAAUAUCUGGCAUUAAACCCUCGAAAGACAUGUGUAUGCUGUUCUCCACAAAUCUGUGAUUUACAGUUUUAAUAUUUUCUUUUAACUUACAGUUAUUGCUUUGUAUACGGUGAUAGUCAUCAUUAAACAUCAAAGUUUCGGAACUUGUAACAUGUUUACACAUGAAAGUAAAUAUGUGGAGUCUUAUAAAUAUUAUUGGUAAAGAUUAUUAUUUGAAAAUGAAUUAUUUGCGCAUUAUUAGUACAGUAUACCCUCGUUUUACGUGGGGGUUACAUUCCAAGGAAAUGCCACGUAAAUUGGAACCUAAUAGUAGUGUUAAAAUAGGGGUUAGGUUCCGUAGAUAAAAAAAUACUUCAUUCUAGUGAUGACUAAUUGUAUAAUAAGUUUAAUGUGUACUUAUAUUGAUUUUUAUGCACAACAUGCAUAAAGAAAACAAACUAAUUUCAUGUUCUGUUUACAAAGAAGAGCUGGUUAUGAUAGUCUUUUGGUAGUCAUUAAGAAUUUUUCUCUGUCAUUCUUUGCAGAGCAUUAGUGCAUCCAUGAUCACUUGCGUCAUUUCCAUGAUAGACUCUUCUUUUACUAACAGAUCAGAGAAAUCAUUUCUAUUGUCUAGGAACGGCUCAAAAUUUUCAAUGUGAACUUUUUUGGUUGUGUGUCUACGAAGUGGGUAUCCUCGUUGGUUUUGGCCUCCUUUGUCACUCCUAAAAACUCUUCUUCCAGUGAGUUCGGAACUGUGUGAGUUUAAUCACUUUACUUCUAAAAAGAGCUCUGGAACCAAUCGCAUAAAUUGUCUCCAGGGUCCCAAGUUUGGUUAUUAGCACGCCAAAAUGCAGUUUAUUACAUGUAAUUUGCAAUCUUUAGGAGUUUGGAUUUUGAAAGAGAGGAAAAUGUUAUCUGUUUGCAUUGUUGCGUCCGCGUAAAACCGAAACUCAUCCACGUAAAAUAAAAUAAUGGUGUCAAAUCUUAAACCGUGCAUAAUCAAAACCGGGUAAAAUAAACCAGCAUAAAACGAGGGUCUACUGUGUUCAAAUUUUUAUAACAAUUCUAGUCAUUCAUUUUUGUAAGAAGUUUUUAAAAAAUAAAGUUUGG